CACAUCAGUCACAUAUACACUGACAAACAAUUAACAAUGGCUUUCAAAUUUGUUGUGUUCGCCGCCGCUUUGGCUUACGCCAAUGCUGGUCUUCUCUCCGCCCCAGCUGUUGCCACCUAUGCUGCCGCUCCAGCAGUAGCUCACUACUCAUCUGCUCCAGCUGUAAGCAGCUCCUACAUCCACCAGGCUUCCGCUCCAGUCGCCGUAGCUCAUGCUGCUCCAGUUGUAUCUGCCUACAGUGCUCCAGUAGCCGUCGCCCAUGCCUCUCCAGUAGCAAUCCAUGCUCCGGCCAUCGGUUCGUCCCAACAAAGUGUAGUUCGCGGUCUUGGUGGUGCUCAAGCCAUCUCCACUUACUCCAAAGCCGUAGACAGUGCCUUCUCCAGCGUACGCAAAUACGAUACCCGCAUCACCAAUGACGCCCUCUCUGUAGCUCAUGCUCCAGUAGCUGUUGCCCAUGCUGCUCCUUUGGCCGUAGCUCAUGCUCCCGUGGCCGUAGCCCAUUCCGCCCCAUUGGUAACCAAGACCGCCGCUGUAGCUUACUCUCCAGCUGCCGUUGUCUCUCACGCAACUUUCUCCGGUCUUGGUGUAAACUACGGAUGGUAAAUUUCGUUCAGUUGAUUUUAUGAUUUAUUUAUUUAUUUAUUUGUAAAAUAAAGUUGAAGAAAAUAA
Messenger RNA from Aethina tumida (small hive beetle), 669 nucleotides. RefSeq names its product larval/pupal cuticle protein H1C-like. The transcript is spliced from 2 exons. NCBI's taxonomy places the organism in Eukaryota, Metazoa, Arthropoda, Insecta, Coleoptera, Nitidulidae. The record is from RefSeq and is a predicted model, not a curated record. Bases 37 to 603 code for a protein of 188 amino acids.